This is a messenger RNA of Callorhinchus milii (elephant shark), 2953 nucleotides long. Its product is annotated as laminin subunit gamma-2. The transcript has 17 exons. Lineage: Eukaryota; Metazoa; Chordata; Chondrichthyes; Chimaeriformes; Callorhinchidae. The record is from RefSeq and is a predicted model, not a curated record. The coding region runs from base 1 to 2634 and encodes 877 amino acids.
AUGUUGAAAGGUCCCUUGGGGAUGUCUAGGAGAUUCUCAGUUGCUUACAUUGGCACGAGUUGGUCCAUUCAGCAGAGGCUCCAUGAGGCGUUGAUGUAUGGAUGGAAGCCUUUUCUCACAUCCAAAGACUUCCAGAGGGUUCUCGCCGGUCUCAAGGCCAUCAAGAUCCGAGGUUCAUAUAAGCCACAGAGCCGUGGACACCUGGACGAUGUAGUUCUUUACACAGCCCGGCCUGGUGUUGGCCAGCGUCCUGCCGAGUGGGUGGAGAGAUGCACUUGCCCGACCGGCUAUGAGGGAGAUUCUGCGAGCAAUGUGCGACCGGCUACACCAGGCACCAGCCCGAGCUGGGACCGUUCCUGCUACCCCAGCGACGUUGCCCCAGUUACCUGCCCAGAUGGUUACUACACUGAUCCAGACAACCUCAGUAGCUGUGUCAAGUGCCCCUGCCCCAGCAGAGUGGGUUGCACAGUGUCCCCGGCCACCAGAGAUGUGGUGUGUAUGGGCUGCCCCCCAAAAACCAUGGGCUCGCGGUGUGAGAUGUGCGAGGAAGGAUACUUUGGCAAACCGCUGGCGGGGAGACCCUGCCAGCCCUGCAUGUGCAACGGCAACACCGACCCCAAUUCCGUGGGCAACUGUGACCAGGACACCGGCGAGUGCCUGAAAUGCCUGUACGGCACCACCGGGCCCCAUUGCGAGAGGUGCAAAGAGGGAUUCCUUGGAAACGCGCUCAAUCCGCAGCCAUCUGAAAAGUGCAAAUUGUGCCGUUGUGACCCAAGAGGUUCCUGGUCCUCACAAUGCAGGAGUGAUGGCACAUGUGAUUGCAAGCCAGGAGUGUUUGGGCCUCAGUGUGACCGGUGUGCAGGGGAUAGAUACUACAAUAGCACCACGGGCUGCCAGGAAUGUCCCAGCUGUUACCAGGCGGUGCUGAACAAGGUGGCAAAACACCAGACCACAGUGAGCGAGCUGGAAAUCCUCAUCUCAAAGGUCAACAGGGAUCCAGACUCGGUCGCUGACAAGGACUUUGAGGAGAGGUUGAGGAAGACAUUGCGAGGAGUGUCUGAAAUGGUGGUAGAAGCCAGAACCGUCAAAGUGGACGAUGAGAAAAACGUCAGAUCCCUGAACACCAUCAACCGACAGCUGAGCAGCAACACCGCACGCCUGGAUGCUGUCAAGAGAACCGUCGACGAGACCAGAAGGUUGUCGGCAACGUAUGAUGACCAAGUGCGCAGGACAGACCAGCAGCUUAACAAAAUCAGGACUGAGAUCCAGAAAGCUAGGACAGAAAUGACACGCAUACCGACAUUGCCUGAUAAUCCAAGAGGAGACAGCAACUUGGUGAGCCUGGCAGAUGAGGCCCGUAGACUAGCAGACGAGCACAAGAGAGACGCAGAUAACAUCGAAAGUCUCUCCGAGAGCGCCAACGACCUGUCUUCCAGUGCCUUGCAGCUGAUUCGCGAAGUGCUAGACAAUGAUAAGAAAGUCACACAAUCCAUUGACCGGCUGGAGCAGCAGUUCAAGGAGAACAACGACAUGGUAAAAGAUCUUGAAGAACAAGCUGACAGGAUAAACACCAGAUCACAGAAGUCUAGUGAUAGAGCCUCACAGAUCUUUAAUGAGCUGAACAACUUGCCUUCGAUUGAUAUAAACGCCCUGACUGAAAAUGCAAAUAGGCUGGAGAUCAAAGAAACCGGCAUUGAGCUUGAUCUUAACAGAAAGAUUGACGACUACGAGAGGCGGCAGAGUAAAUUGAAUGAAUAUCAGGACGACGUCAGAAAACUUUUAGAAAAAGGAAAAAUUGAUCAGAAGACUGCUGAUGUGCUAUUGGCCCGUGCCAAGGCUGCCCGUGACCUGGCUGAUGCAGCGGUCAGAAAUGGGGCAACUACCCUGGAAGAAGUCAAUCGGCUCCUAAACAACUUGAAAGAUUUUAACGGACGGGUGCUGAAUAACCAGACAGCUGCUGAAGAUGCCUUAAGUAAAAUCCCUGAGAUUAGCAGAACCAUCGACCAAGCCAACUCCAAGACCAAGCAGGCAGAGGACAACCUGGGCAAUGCAGUGAAUACUGCCAAUGAAGCUAAGAAGAAAGCCAGAAAGGCAGAUGGCAUUGCUGAUGAUGUUCUGAAGGAUGCUGUCAAGGCUUUAGAUGACACGACUAGGGCUCUGAAUGAUGUCAAUUCACUGGCAAAAGACAUGGUUGACUUGAAAGAUCAGUUAAAGGACAUAGAGACCAGCGUGGGGGAAAAGCGGAAAUUAGUGGAUGGUGAUGCAAAGAAUGCCAACAUGACCACAGAAGCCAUAGAUAAAGCAGUCGAUAACACAGCCAACGCAAAGGAUGCUGUGAGCAAAGCGACAGAUAUGAUAAACCAGAUGCUGGAAAACUUGGACAACCCUGUUGCGAUCAACUCGUCCAGACUGAUACUUGUUGAGCAAACACUGCAGGGUGCUAAGAAUCAGUUGAAUAAUGGGCUAAAGGUGAAACUGAGGGAACUGGAGCAAGCAGCUGCAUCCCAGAAAGACACAAUCGCAGCCUUUGACAGAGACAUCGAGGACAUCCGUGGAGAUAUUAAAAACCUAGAAGAAAUCAGAGAUGCUUUCCCCGAUGGAUGUUUCAACGCCGCAGCCAUUGAAAAGCAAUAAUUUCUUGGCAGACUCUGACCUAACCUGUUCUUUGUAUGUUCUACUAUGAAAAGAUUCCUUUAUUUAAUCCAUUAUAUUAUGUUAUCGCCACCUCGCUGGGUUUUUUGUUUACAACUCAGGCACCAGCGACGUAGGAAAAAGGAGACGGCAACUUUCAGCCUCACCAAACGUUUGUUUAAUGUAUGAAUUCGAGGGAGAAAAAGCAGUUGUGUAGGUUAGCCCACAUAUGUGGAACACUCAGUUUGGUUUGCAGACUCUAAAGCAUGGUCAUGGGUUUCCACAUAAUUCAGAAGAUUAAUUCGCUACUUAAUAUCAUGUG